This is a messenger RNA of Gryllus bimaculatus (two-spotted cricket), 515 nucleotides long. The record is from the annotation of a GenBank genome assembly. Lineage: Eukaryota; Metazoa; Arthropoda; Insecta; Orthoptera; Gryllidae.
UUUAAAUACCCGCGAGAUAGCGUUGUCACUUUGCCAUGCUGCGAGCAACAAACAUGACUGCUUCUGGUCGCGCCAGUGUUUUGGGAGGAUUUAGCUUUGAAGCUGAAUCGUUACCAGAUUUUAGUGAAUUUGACUCUACCUCUGUUGUUGAAGAUUUCCAAGCGGAAAGUUCUUUAACAUCUCAGACCUCGAGUGCUGAAAUAUCUCUGGGUGACUCUCCUGAACUUCGCCUGAGGGUAAAGAGAAUGUGCGCCCUACUAGCAUAUCAGGCGCCAUUAAUUAUUGCUAAUGCCGAAAAUUGGAAGGAUGAGGAUGUGCAGGGGCGGCGGCGGGGCCCCUGGACCACGGUAUUGAAAGUAGCUGUUCUUGAAGCUAUGAUUAUUCAGACGUUUGCUAUAGUUGCAUUUGCGAAAAUGACAAGAGAAAAUCUCUUCGUAGGCCUGCAUGCAGUUAGAUAUGAAAAAAAAAUGUUAUCGUCACAGUUGAGGUUGAAGUUAGCUGGAUUUGAGCUAUAA